This is a messenger RNA of Dibothriocephalus latus, 474 nucleotides long. The record is from the annotation of a GenBank genome assembly. NCBI's taxonomy places the organism in Eukaryota, Metazoa, Platyhelminthes, Cestoda, Diphyllobothriidea, Diphyllobothriidae.
AUGUUUCUCUCAGUCGCGGUCGUUUGGCUGUGGGCUUCGUCCUCAAUCGUCGAAGUCUCCCUGUUGGCGUCGCGUUCGUUGGGAGUCCAAUGUGCCUGUCGCUACCUUUCGGGUCGGCGUAAAUACCUCCGGCUAAUUACGCCCGAAGAAAUACGAGGCAUUCAUCUGGUUGAUCGCGUGACCAACAUGAGCGUUCGAACCUUCCUUGCCCUUGAGAUUCGAAACCCUGACUCGGCCUCUCUGCCCGAAAAGAAGGAGGAGCAAUUCUCCAACUCCGUGCUCAAUUCUGCUUUCUCAUUGCGACCGCUGUUCCAAUUGGACAGUCACCCCGAUGCUCCAAUCUGUUGUCUGUCCUUAGAUUGCCUGGCGACCGUUUACCGUCUUACCUUUGCAGUGCUCUUUGAUGGAGAUUCCCACGUCUUUCGCAGUUCAGCUCAAACAGCGCCAUUUAACUCCAAAGUUUCUCCCCUUUAG